CGUGACUACACUAUUGAACUUUUUUUUGUUGUAUGUAUCAACCUAAACUACACUUACCAGAUUUUCAUGUCAUCUAUUUUUAUCAUUCUUCUGUAAUCGAUUUUCUAAAACUACUCACGCAAAUUAUACUCAAUUUAUCAAGCAUUAUACAAUCUGAUUAGGAUUACUUAUUUGUUUGUAUCCCUAACUCGAAGCAUAGUGGCGGAAUCUCUCCAAUGUAUGACAUCUGUACUGCCGAAGCAUGAGAAGAAGAGAUGAAGACAUCCUCAGUUCGUCAUCGCGCAAGGAGAUGGGGACGAGCUGUAGAUAGGAAUUUUAUGAGCCUACUACAACUUGUCAAAUACACCGCCUUACAAACUACUGACUAGAAGCUCCUCUUGUGAAAAUAGCGGAACAAGAUGAACUUUCCCUCUGCUUACGAUCUAUGCUUGUUCCCCGAGUACUUUAUACUAGGGACAUUGUCAUAUGAAAUGAAAGAAUGCUUUCUGUAUGUACGCGGGACAUCAUUUGGUUUCCUUGCAGAUUUGACCUCCAAGAGCCCCCCUGUGAACAAUCUGCACCAGUCUCGAACGAAAAGACGGGUGCCAAAUUCACGAACCUUUUUCCUGAAUCAAAAGGAAAUUACCACCCGCGACAUACUAAAAAUUCAUGAUACAAAUUCGCAUGACGAUGACCAACAUCGCAUAGGUAUCAGGGAAAUAUGCUUGCUUGCUGGUGUCUGCAGGGUGGUCCUCGGCGGGUGUUGAGGAAGACGCAGAUUUAUUAGGUAAAGCAAUUUUUCGCAGCGUGUUUUUUCGGGCGGAGU
Amoebophrya sp. A25 is the source of this 805-nucleotide messenger RNA. The record is from the annotation of a GenBank genome assembly. NCBI's taxonomy places the organism in Eukaryota, Dinophyceae, Syndiniales, Amoebophryaceae.